Bolinopsis microptera is the source of this 2217-nucleotide messenger RNA. Its product is annotated as cytoplasmic polyadenylation element-binding protein 1-like. NCBI's taxonomy places the organism in Eukaryota, Metazoa, Ctenophora, Tentaculata, Lobata, Bolinopsidae. The transcript has a single exon. Gene Ontology annotation, biological process: negative regulation of cytoplasmic translation. Gene Ontology annotation, molecular function: translation factor activity, RNA binding; mRNA regulatory element binding translation repressor activity; mRNA 3'-UTR binding. The record is from RefSeq and is a predicted model, not a curated record. Bases 20 to 1477 code for a protein of 485 amino acids. Gene Ontology annotation, cellular component: cytoplasm; nucleus; synapse.
UCAUUUCAGGAUUAUCAAAAUGGCAGCCAUCGCUCUGCCAAUGAAUAAACUCAAAAAUGAGGAUAAUGGCAACGACAUAAGUUUAAUUCAGAGACUGAAAAAUGGGGAUACUCUCAAAUUUGUCAAUUCAUACCAUCGCAAUGAGCAAUUAAGGAAUGAGAAUUGGGUGAAGACUGAUAACAAUUGCUCUAGCCAAGUCGAAUACUACGAGGAAUUACCUGAAACUAGAUCAGUUAAAGCUUCUAACAAAGACAUUGCUUAUCAUAAUAAUCACGGUAAUGAUGCUCCUUUGAUGGUAUCUGACAUAGAGAAGAACCUGUUACCCCUGACUGCUGAGGGUGCAAAUGAGAACCUAUAUGAAUUAUGGAGACUACAUGAAAUUAUAGGACAUUGUGACAGUUACAUAUCUUAUUACUAUGACCUGAGGGAAAAUUCUUUAACCCAAUACUAUCAGUAUCUUGAAUUAUACAAUGGAAAUAACAGGUUUCCCUCUUCAUACAAUGGAGGUAUUACUGUCAAUCAGAAUGUCAAUCAGAAUGUGUCAUUUGAUCACGAAUCUUGCGACGUAAGUGUGCCUGUGUACCAUCAAGAAGCUCCGAAACCACUGAAGCAAGUGUCCAAAUUCAAUCAACAGAGGUCGUGUGAAUACUGGGAGGGAGUUUUACCCAAAAGAAAGAAAUUAUCUGGUGAGGCGAACCCUCCAGUUUAUAGCAGAAAGGUAUUUGUUGGAGGGGUACCAUGGGAUAUAACUGAGGAACAGCUCAGGACUGCUUUUGCCAAGUUUGGGAGUUUCAUGGUCCAAUGGCCUACUAGGGAUUCAGCUAGUGCCUCCAACGUUCGCAUCAAAGGUUAUUUGUAUCUGAUUUUCGACAACAAAGAUAGUGUGUGGAAUCUUGUUGAGCAGAUCAAGGAAGUUGGAGCAGAAAGCAAUGGGGGGUCAGUGACCUUCAAUUUCAGGAUAAAAUGCAACCGCAAUAAGCAUGUACAAAUAGUUCCUUGGAUAAUUUCUGAUAACUUUUGGGAGGAGAGGUGUUUUGAUUUAGAGGAAAAGAUCUGGACUAUAUUUGUCGGUGGGUUACAUGGCAAGUUGUAUGCACAAGCUCUUUUUGCCAUUUUUAACAAUUUGUUCAACAACGUUAUUUCUGUUAAAAUUGACACAGAUGAAUAUAAUUACCCAACUGGGUCUGGUAGUUUAAGAUUCAGUAGCAGAAAAAGUUACAUAAAAGCAAUCAAUGCCAAUUACAUUGAGGUGAAGACCUCUACAUUCGGUCCCAAGUCUAUCGAAAUUCAGCAUUACAUGGAGGACGAACUUUGUAGCAUUUGUCUCCGGUCUCCUGGAAAGAAGUUCUGUAAAACUGAGUGCUUCGAGUAUUUCUGUGAUAUGUGCUGGAAACACAAACACAAAUAUAAACCUUCAAGCCAACACGUUGCAGUCACAAGACACCACAAGAAUAAAGAGUCUGAAUUUACCUACUAGAAAACUAAGGCUUCAGCUAACCAGAUACUGAACUGCUAAUAUAAUGUCAAUUGGAAGAACUGAUAAGCUUUCAAUUCCACUCCAAGUGAAGCAUGCCAUGUUAAAAAUACACUUUGAACUUCGACAAAAACGGUGAUGAGAAAAUUACUUCAAGAAGUAGAAAAUUAUGGAACUGUUUUAUUCAUGAGUAUCGUAGAACGUGAUUAUUUCAAUUUCAUGAAUGACUAUUCUUGCAAAUCACUGAUCGUGAUCAACAAUGUGUAAUCUUAGGUGUUAUAAUUAUAAUUCUAUUUUGUUUUGUUACACUUCAGUUACAGAUGCAUUUAAUUUUGAGCCAAAUUUAGUAAAACCUUACAAUUUGUUAGUCAGGACUCAGGCUAGGUAGUGUGACCAACCUGUUUUGUUAUAAUGUACUUGUUUCUUUUCAUUAUUUCGUUAAAUUUGAGUCUGUGUUCAUCAAUAAGUGAUACUGUUCUGGAAAGCAAUAUCUAUACUUGGCAUUGAUUGGUAGUCACUAGUCAUUAGAUCAAACAAUGAAUUGAGCAUUUUACACAGUUAAAUUUAUUUUUUGCAGAACUGUUAGUUUUCUUAAAAUAUUCAGUACAGUGUGUUUUAUGACACAGCAAUGUUUUGUGUUUUUUGAACAAUAUAAUAUACAGUGUUGUGUGAUCAUGUCAAAACUGUUAUUUUGCUGAUUUCCUUGAGAACUUUCUUUGUUGUAGGUAACAUUAUAUUAAUGG